UCAUCGGUCGGGGCCGCGGCCUUUUGCACAAGGGAGAGGGAAACUUGGGAGUAGGAUGGCGGCGGAGCCGACGCGGCCCCCUCGGCUCCGGAAGGAGCCGCAGCCGCUGGUCAUUCCCCGGAGUGCCGCAGAGGAGCAGCGCCUCAAGCUAGAGAGGCUAAUGAGGAAUCCGGAUAAAACAGUUCCAAUUCCUGAAAAGCUGAAUGAAUGGGCACCCCGGGCACCUCCAGAAUUUGUCAGAGAUGUUAUGGGUUCCAGUGCUGGGGCUGGAAGUGGGGAAUUUCAUGUCUAUCGACAUCUUCGGCGGCGGGAAUAUCAGAGACAAGAUUUUAUGGAUGCCAUGGCUGAGAAGCAAAAAUUAGAUGAAGAAUAUCAGAAGAAGCUUGAAACGAAUAAGAUGGUUGCAGAAGAACAGACAGCCAAACGUAGAAAGAAGCGUCAGAAAUUGAAAGAAAAGAAAUUGCUGGCAAAGAAAAAUAAAGUUGAGCAAAAGGAUGAACAUGCAGCUGCGGAUUCUGAUCAUUCCCCCAAACAGCAGACCAGUGAAGAUGAGACUUCCGAGGAAGAAGAGAAAGAUGACAGGAAGGAAACCACCUUUGUAAUGAAGAGAUGAUGGUCUUGCUCUGCUACUGUAGUUAAUAGCCAGCUAGCAUUGAACUGAAACUGAAUUGAACAAGAGGGUUUUUCUGCUCUUUUGGACUUUAUUGUGGCAUUGUUGAUAUGGCCAUAACAGUUCCAUGGAAUAUCAUUGCUGGAUCCAAAUCAAAUGAAAGUUGAUUUCAAACUUUCUUGUAUAACUGCUGUGCAGGGUUUCAGGGAAAAGUGUCAGCAUUAUGUAACUCUUAAUUCCUGUGCUAUUGCUCCAAAGUGACAUUUCUUCAUCAACUUAUGUCUGUAAGCAGAUCUUCUCCCGAGAGACUUAAGUAUAUAAAAUGGAGUUAUGUGGCUGAAAAAUGGACUUUGAAGGAGGAAAUAGCCUUUAUUUCCUGGAGGAAAGAAAGUUAAUUUCUUGAGGAGUCUCUGUUAAAUUAGCCUUUAUUCCUUGCAUUUCUGCUGCAAGAUAAGAUUUUCCAACAACUAAGAAGAUCUAGUGUUUCACUUCAAAAGUGUGUUGUUCAUUUUUAUUAUAAACAUUUCUGAAUAAAAGAGGACAUCCAUGUGUUUUUGUUUGCCUCUGAAGGAUACACAUUGCAUUUUAUAUGGACUUUUCAUCCAUGAAUUUCCCUGCCAAAAACAUGUAGCCAUUUAAGAUAAAUAGAUCUUUCAUACUCACUCCGCUAUAUAUUUCAGCACUGUUAAAUAACAGUUCAUGAGUUUUCUAGGGUUAUCUGGCUGAUCAGUGCGGGGGGUGGGGGAAGAUACUCAAAUAUGUCAUUCUCAGUUUUUAAUUUUGGUAUAAUCUUUAAGUGGGUCUUCCAUCUUAUAGUUGUCGCAUUCUUACAGAGUGGUAAAUCAGCUAUGUUUAUAUACAUGGUCUGCCAAAAUCAAAUAUGUUUUCACCUAAUGUGUGACUUGCAGCUGAGGCCUAUGCAAAAAUAGGAGCUUCUCUGACUCCCAUUUUACUUGAUUCAUCUACAAAACUGUAAUAUAAAAAAAUGAUACUGAUAAAAAAAUUCUAAUAAAGACUUUAACUUUGCAACAGAA
This is a messenger RNA of Thamnophis elegans (Western terrestrial garter snake), 1644 nucleotides long. RefSeq names its product PRKR interacting protein 1 (gene PRKRIP1). NCBI's taxonomy places the organism in Eukaryota, Metazoa, Chordata, Lepidosauria, Squamata, Natricidae. The coding region runs from base 56 to 613 and encodes 185 amino acids. The transcript is spliced from 6 exons. Gene Ontology annotation, cellular component: nucleolus. Gene Ontology annotation, molecular function: protein kinase binding; protein kinase inhibitor activity; double-stranded RNA binding. Gene Ontology annotation, biological process: negative regulation of protein kinase activity. The record is from RefSeq and is a predicted model, not a curated record.